This is a messenger RNA of Haliotis rufescens (red abalone), 1889 nucleotides long. RefSeq lists its product as uncharacterized. The transcript has 5 exons. Bases 7 to 939 code for a protein of 310 amino acids. NCBI's taxonomy places the organism in Eukaryota, Metazoa, Mollusca, Gastropoda, Lepetellida, Haliotidae. The record is from RefSeq and is a predicted model, not a curated record.
AGCAGAAUGGAGAGGAGGGGAGUAUUACAUUUGCUUAUGCUGUUGGUAUAUCAUGUAGCAGCUGAGCUACCAAUCAACGACUGUGAUGAACCCCCGCCGAGUGCCAAUACUUACAGGACAUUCCCUGACAAUAGCACUGUGGAGUACAGAUGUAUCGACACCUACAUUCUGUCAUCAGGCGACCUCGUCCGGCACUGCGUCGAUGGAAAGUACAAUGGAACCUCUCCAAUAUGUUCUUUGACCUGUGGUCCCCCCCUGAACACAAGCUACGCCAGUAUUAACUCUACCGGAAGUAAAGAAGGGGACACGGUGACGUACACAUGCCCCGACGGUUGGCUUGUGUCCUCGACAAACACUGAAUGCAGUGGUAAAGACGGGUACUGGCUUGCUGGGGACAGAUGCUUUGCAAAUGUCAGUCUAGACAUUGCAGCGCUCACUGCAGUACAGACGUCCACUGCGACUUUGAACGACAUCCGCCAGACCACAAUCACACCUCUCUCACUGUCACUCACCCCUACAUUUGAUGCUGCUAACGCCCUGGAUCCAAUAAAGCUUGGAGUAAGUCUUCUCACCGGCGACUGCAGCAGCACUGGGCUUGAGCAACGUCCUCAUAUGACUGUCACUCUUGACAACUACUACACCAUCUAUCAAGUAGCCGUGACACUACCGGAUGAUGACUUUGCCUUCUCCCUCCCCAACCUGAAUAUAGGAUCUUCCACACGUCUCCAGACGACAUGGCAGACUUGUAUGAAACACAAGGGCACUAUACCCUCUGGGUCCAGGUUCGUGGCUACAUGUGAAGGAACACGGUACCCAGUGCACGGAAAGUAUCUACUCCUCGAGGUGGACUUUGGAGACGAACCUGGCAUGUUACAGAUAUGUCAGAUCGAGGUGUAUGGCCACCCUUUAACAUCAGGUAUGUUGUGGUGUGUUAUAUGAUGCAGUAUCCUGGUGGGUGAAAUUUAGAAUGAUCCUCUCAAAAAUAUGAACAAUGUGGGAAGGGGGACUCUUUUUAUGGGGAUCAGGUUUUUGUGUGAAACGAUUUCAUAAUGGACACAUUGUUUUUUCUGAGAAAUAUUCAGCUGUACAAAUGUAACUUUCUCCCAGAGCACAUAUUUUGGCAGAACAAACUGCAUUUCGGUCGAACAAUUAAUGUUACUAUUGUAAAGCCCGAGGUCAAAUUAUUUAUUCUGACAGUUUCUGGAAUAUUAAAUGAUUGAUCUCUAACUGAUGGAUGACCAGAAUCAGAUGACCAGAUAACACGGAUAACAUGCUAACCAACUGGAUGGCAAAAAUGCUGGCAGCUUUGAUUUGUAAAAUUACCCAUACUUUAUCGAUUGACACCUUCGUUGUAUGUAGUACGGUGGGCUAGCCAAGUGGCCAAGGCCUUUGCUCGAAACAACGAACCAACGAAGGCCCAAGCUUGGUUCCUCACGUGGAUACUAUGAGUGAAGGCCAGUUCUAGUCUGGAAUACUGCUAAAAGCAACGAGAAACCGUACUCACUCACUCACGAUUUCAUGAUUUCCCAUGCGCAUACUGACAGGUGAGCAAGGGUUAGCACACUGUGUUCAUUGUGUUCAUGUACAGUCAGCCACGAAUCACAGUGUCUCGGAGUCAUAUAUCAAACAAACAUCUUUAUAGUAUCCAUAAAAUAGAGCACACUCAGCUUUAGAACGUAUAAAGGUUCAAAAUAGAUAAAUGUAUUGUCCACAUGUGAUUACAUACAAUAAUUUAAAUAUGGUAAGUGAUUUCGCCAUAAACCGGUACAGUAAAGUAUGAAUUUGGGGCGGUUGCUAAUCCCUUUCUAACCUUGAAAAUUUAAAUCAUUUAAAUUUUACUAAUGCCUUUCUAAGAUGUCCAGCACAAAAUACUACUAAAUUGAAACAAA